GAUCACUUGGGUUUUGUACCAGCGGCUCGUGUGGACCUCCCCGUGCGGCGUGUGCUGUGAUGCGGCUCCGUGCACUGAACGAUGAACAGGAUUGAUAUUCGCGGAUCGUUCUCCGGAGUCCAUGUGAACAAGGUGCCAGGAACCCUGGAAGUGCUUGAUCCAGAAGAUAAUGAUUCUCUAAAGAGGGCUGGAUCCCGAAAACCGUAUAUUUGUGACGGACAAGAGUUUGCAAGAGAUGAUUAUCAGCAACCAAUAAAUUCACACAAUGGGACGCUAGAAGUGCUUGGACCUACAGAGAAUGUGUUUGUUCAUGCUGCUGAAUCUUCAUCACGGCCUGGCAGUUCAGCUUGUAGACAAGGAUCAGCUGGAAGGAAAUGUUCUGCAUCUGCUAAGCAGAUCUCCCUGUGUACAGUAAAGCGUAUUGCACCCAGCAGCAACAUUGCAGAUUAUAAUGUAGCCGACCUCAAGAAUUCAAAGAAGAUCGAUCAUUCCGAAGCAAGAGAACUGCUAACUGGCAGGCCUGACAGUUCCGCCGGUAAAAACGGAUCAGUUAGAAGGAAAUGUUGUGCAUCUACAAAGCAAAUCUCACUGUGUACAGUAAAGCGUAUUACACCCAGCAACAACAUUCCAGAUUAUAACGUAGCCGACCUCAAGAAUUUAAAGAAGAUAGACGCCGAUCCUAUGCAAAAGGAACCAAAUACUGCUGAAAAAGACUCCACAGAGGUCCACUCGGCAUCCAUUCAAAGCUGCAUCUUAACAGAUCAGCCUCAGGAGUCUUCUAGCGAUGACGAUGAGAGUGACAAUGAAACAACGGCUGCUCCCUUACAGCUCUUAACAGAGUUUAUUAAGGCUGCAAUGGAUGAGGAUUAUAAACUGGCAUGGAAGCUUUGUCAAAUGAUACUUAUAUAUGAGCCAGAAAAUCCGGAAGCAAAAGAAUUUUCACCGCUGAUUCAGAAAAUGCUGCAAAAUGAAGAAGACCAUGCCAGUAAUGAUGGAGACAGUGAAGAUACUGAUGAAGAUGAUGAUGGCAGUGAUACUGAUGACAGUGACAGCAACUCUACGGAGACCUCUGAGGCAUCCAGUGAAGAUGAAGCAGACAAUUAAAUAAUUGUAUUUACUAAAA
Messenger RNA from Rana temporaria (common frog), 1123 nucleotides. It is a transcript of the gene ERICH2, whose product is annotated as glutamate rich 2. The transcript is spliced from 15 exons. The record is from RefSeq and is a predicted model, not a curated record. Lineage: Eukaryota; Metazoa; Chordata; Amphibia; Anura; Ranidae. Bases 82 to 1104 code for a protein of 340 amino acids.